This is a messenger RNA of Prunus armeniaca (apricot), 2919 nucleotides long. NCBI's taxonomy places the organism in Eukaryota, Viridiplantae, Streptophyta, Magnoliopsida, Rosales, Rosaceae. The record is from the annotation of a GenBank genome assembly.
AUGGUUCCAGGAACAGAUCUAAUGGAGAUGGGGGUGGGGCCUGUAGCUAUGAGGGUUAGAGCAUGUGGCUGCGAACCAUGGUGUUGGGGCUUCAAAGCCUUCAUGAACAAUAUUAUGUCUCUCAUUAGUGCUUGUACACAUGCUUCUAGAGCUACUCGAUUAGGUAUGCACCGGGUGCAUUUCCCUGAGGGUGUCCUAAAGUUACUCUCCAGGAGCGGAACAUCUUUUCUCAAAGAGCAAAUCCAUCAAACUUGGUCAGCCAUUAUAGAACAAGCAAUCCUAACGUAUAUGCUGAUUUUGACAUGUUGUACUUAUAAUAGUGUUGUGUGUCCAAAUGGUAGUGGGAAGAGCUCACUUUUCCGAGUUCUAGGAGGUCUCUGGCCCUUGGUAUCUGGCCAUAUUGUGAAACCUGGUGUUGGUACUGAUCUCAAUAAAGAAAUUUUCUAUGUACCACAAAGACCAUACACAGCUGUUGGAAACACUUCGGGACCAGUUGAUUUAUCUCUUACUGUAGAUCAAGAGGUUGACCUCGAGUAUUUGUUAGACCGGUAUCCACCUGAGAAAGAAAUAAAUUGGGGUGAUGAAUUAUCUCUUGGGGAGCAACAAAGAUUGGGGAUGGCUAGACUUUUCUAUCAUAAGCCUAAAUUUGCAAUUCUUGAUGAGUGCACAAGUGCUGUCACAACUGAUAUGGAGGAACGUUUUUGUGCUAAAGUUCGAGCGAUGGGAACGUCAUGCAUUACUAUCUCACAUCGUCCGGCUCUAGUUGCAUUUCAUGAUGUGGUGUUGUCCUUGGAUGGUGAAGGUGGGUUGGAGUGUUCAGUUCAAAAGGUUGGGGAGGAUUCUCCUCUCCUUAAUGAAGGUGGGGGAAAUAUGAUGUUGUCUGAGACAACCCGACAGAGUGAUGCAAUGACAGUUCAACGUGCAUUUGCCACGACUAGAAAGGAUUCUACAAUCUCAAAUUCGAAGGCACAAUCUUACAUCGGUGAGGUGAUAGCAGUGUCUCCUUCCGAGGAUCAUAAUGUUACACAUCCAUUUGUUCCACAGCUCCAAAGGGAUCCUCGAGCUUUGCCAUUGAGAGUAGCAGCCAUGUUCAAAGUACUGAUUCCCACAGUUCUUGAUAAACAAGGAGCACAACUGCUUGCAGUUGCUUUUCUCGUGGUAUCGAGAACAUGGAUUUCAGAUCGUAUUGCUUCCUUAAAUGGAACCACUGUGAAAUUUGUUUUGGAGCAGGAUAAGGCAGCCUUUAUUCGUCUAAUUGGCGUCCUUCCAGUAUUCGAUCCAUCUAUUCUUUUAGGCCCCCUUCCAGGAUCCCUUCAAAAUAUCAAGCGAAAUUGGAAACUCUUGCACUUGACAGCCAGGCUGGCUCUUGGGUGGAGGAUUCGUUUAACUCAACAUUUACUCAAAAAUUACUUAAGAAAUAAUGCAUUUUAUAAGGUGUUCAACAUGUCAAGCAAGAAGAUAGAUGCUGAUCAGAGAAUAACUCAGGACCUAGAAAAGUUAACUACUGACUUGUCGGGACUGGUUACAGGAAUGGUAAAGCCUUCUGUGGACAUUCUUUGGUUCACCUGGAGAAUGAAGCUUUUGACUGGUCGGAGAGGUGUUGCUAUAUUGUAUGCUUACAUGUUGCUGGGUCUUGGCUUUUUGAGGGCUGUUACCCCCGAAUUUGGUGAUUUGGCAAGUCGUGAGCAACAACUUGAAGGAACCUUCAGGUUUAUGCACGAGAGACUGCGUGCUCAUGCUGAAUCUGUUGCUUUCUUUGGGGGAGGUUCUAGAGAAAAAGCUAUGGUUGAAUCAAAAUUCAAAGAACUUCUCGAUCACUCCUUGUCUCUUUUAAAGAAGAAAUGGUUGUUUGGAAUUCUGGAUGAUUUUACCACGAAACAACUCCCACAUAAUGUGACUUGGGGGUUGAGCUUGUUAUAUGCCAUCGAACACAAGGGAGACCGAGCAUUAAUAUCCACUCAAGGUGAGCUGGCACAUGCAUUGCGUUUCUUAGCAUCUGUUGUAUCUCAAAGCUUUUUAGCUUUCGGUGACAUUCUUGAACUGCAUAGAAAGUUCCUUGAACUCUCUGGUGGCAUCAACAGAAUUUUUGAGCUUGAAGAGCUUCUAGAUGCUGCACAAUCUGUUGUUGGUUAUUCAGCGGCUUCCGAAGCUGACACUCAGUCACCAUCUAAGUGGAGAGAUUUUAAUUCUGAAGAUGUCAUUACCUUCUCAGAAGUUAAUAUCAUCACCCCAUCACAGAAGAUAUUGGCUAGGGAGUUAACAUGUGAUGUAGUACCUGGGAAAAGCUUGCUUGUUACUGGUCCAAAUGGGAGUGGAAAAAGUUCUGUCUUUAGAGUUCUUAGAGGUCUUUGGCCCAUCACGAGUGGAAGAAUCACUAAACCAUCACAACAUGUUAAAGAAGGUGUUGGAUCUGGUUGUGGAGUAUUUUAUGUUCCUCAGCGGCCUUAUACAUGUUUGGGAACACUCAGGGAUCAAAUUAUAUAUCCUCUAUCUUUUGAGGAGGCUGAGUUAAGGGCAUUGAAGUUGUAUCGAGAAGGUGAAAAAUCUUCUGAGCACACCAAUAUUCUAGACAUGCGGUUGAGAACUAUUCUGGAGAAUGUCCGAUUGAGUUAUCUUUUGGAAAGGGAAGAAGGUGGUUGGGAUGCUAAUCUGAAUUGGGAGGACACUCUCUCCCUUGGAGAACAGCAGAGAUUAGGCAUGGCACGCCUAUUUUUUCACAAGCCUAAAUUUGCCAUCCUUGAUGAAUGCACCAAUGCUACGAGCGUUGAUGUUGAAGAACAACUUUAUCGGCUCGCAAAAGACAUGGGUAUCACAGUUGUUACCUCCUCACAACGUCCUGCUCUAAUUCCAUUCCAUGCUCUGGAAUUACGGCUCAUUGAUGGCGAGGGUAACUGGGAGCUUCGUUCAAUAAAACAAUGA